Molecule: messenger RNA, 339 nt
Organism: Microthlaspi erraticum
Lineage: Eukaryota; Viridiplantae; Streptophyta; Magnoliopsida; Brassicales; Brassicaceae
Source: the annotation of a GenBank genome assembly
AUGGUGGUGUUCUGUUAUUGCUCUGUUUUCUCUGUUUUUCUGGUAUAUCUUUACUUUUAUCUAGAAGGAACGAUCAAGACAAGCCGCAACAUUGUUGAACUCAUCAUCACCUUCUUCACCUUUACCGCCGAUGCCUCUGCUCGGUGCAGUGCUUUAAGGUCAGCUCGGGCUCAUGCUGCUUUGCUCGGAGAACAUCCGCAGAGGACUGACCAGGAGCAGCUCGGGUCACUGGACUCACUGCAUGUAAUGCCUUACGUAAUGCAUGUGAAGUUCGGUUUAAGUCCGGUCGGCUCAGUCCGGAGUACAAACCAGCAGAUAGUCCGGCGUUCUCGAAUGUGA